AUGAACUACUCCGGAGUUAUUCGGGUCGCCACUUUCGAGUAUUAUCCUUACCAAACUUUCGAAGGACCUGGGAGAAAUGUUCCCAUCCAAGGAUUCAAUGGACAUCUCAUACAAGCGCUAUCCGAAUCAAUGUCCUUGGAAUAUGAAAUCGUGGAAUCUGGUGCUUGGGGAUUAGAGAUGAAGAAUGGCUCCUGGAGUGGCGCGCUCGGGAAGCUUCAGCGUGGAGAAGCUGAUAUGACGCUGUGUCCCACGAAUCCAACAGCGGAGAAAAUGCUGAUCGCGGAACAGACGUACCCGCUGCACCCAAUCGAGCUUAUGCUUAUGAAUGGACGUUUGUCGACUUUCGAGCAGAAUCCCUUCGCAAUCGUUCUGGCCCUCCAGGGGAGCGUGUGGCUUGCUUUGAUCUCGGGCCUCUUCGUGAUGGCUCUACUCAUGUCCCUCUUCCACUUUAUAUUAUGUGAAAUGUUCACCGAUGUUGUGAAAGUUUCGCUGUCGAACGCACUCGGAACAUACAUCUUCGUUCUGGCCGGGAACGCUUUGAAUGAAGGUUCUACGAAUCCUCCUCCGAACAGGGAUUCCAUCAGGAUUCUUUGGAUUAGCUGGUUCUUGGCGGUCUCGCUAAUUUUGAUGAGCGUAUUCGCGGGCCAAUUGAAGGCGUCGAUCAUGUUCAAACCCGGAAAACCCCGCAUCGAGACUUUACUCGACCUGCAUCGCAGUAAGCAUGCCCUCUAUGUGGCGAAAGACAGUGCUGGCGAACAGGCUCUGAGGACUCAUUCGGCCGACUACGUGCAGGCCAUAUAUCGGCGUAUGCUUCGAGAGAAAACCAACGUUAAUGCGAAGGAGAUUCUGAACAAAAAGGUGCUCGAACUCAUUCUCCGCGAAGAGGCUUCGGUCAUCACGUCAAGGCCGGUGGAGGCUAUAGCUGCGGAAGGGAAGUGCAGAGAAAUGCCGAGAGGAGAAUUCUACGUCAGUCAGAACCCAGUAUUGUCGUUCAACGCCGUAUUCCACAUGAGUUUUGACCUUCGCGAGGACAUUCGAAGAGGGAUCAACGAUCGAAUCAAUUGGCUGGCCGACUGCGGGGUGUUGGAUAAAUGGUGGGAAGAGAUCGCUGGCGUCUGGAGUGGCUGUUCCCGGGGUGACGCGAAAGAGUUUGAUUCCAUGAGUCUGACCGACUUCGAAGCCGUCGCUUACAUCUGGUCGAUCGGGAUUCUCGGCUCAAUCAUCGCCUUCAUUUUCGAAAUCGCUCUGCAAUGGACGGCUUGA
Galendromus occidentalis (western predatory mite) is the source of this 1263-nucleotide messenger RNA. Its product is annotated as glutamate receptor ionotropic, NMDA 1-like. Gene Ontology annotation, cellular component: membrane. Lineage: Eukaryota; Metazoa; Arthropoda; Arachnida; Mesostigmata; Phytoseiidae. The coding region runs from base 1 to 1263 and encodes 420 amino acids. The transcript has 7 exons. Gene Ontology annotation, molecular function: ligand-gated monoatomic ion channel activity. The record is from RefSeq and is a predicted model, not a curated record.